AUGGCCACCUUUUCAGUGAUCUCUGCCAGACAUUGCUUCUUUGAUUCGAAAAACACCUCUUUGGAACUGGAGGGAACUGGCUAUGUUCUGGUGGGUAAAGCGAACAAACUGGACAGCGAAGGCUCCAUCGCAUUCGACCUGUAUCAGCAUGCGAGGAAACAUAGCAACCCCAAUGCAGAUGUGGCUGUUAUUUACCUACCAAAGGCUGUCUACUUCAACGACAAAGUCAACAAGAUUGACCUUCCCAAGAACUCCAAUCAGAAGCCCCACUAUGGAGACCCAGUGUCUGCGGUGGGGUGGGGCAAAGCAUGUGGCUCAAAUAAGAAGAAGUUGGAGGGCAGACUGUGCAUUCCUGGAGAGGACUCCCAAAACUACAAACCAACCAUCAUGCAGGAGGUGGACAUGUUGAUCAAGGAAGACACAUGUAUAACAGACCAGUUCAACCACCACUCGAAGGAGUACGAGGAACUGCGGCUGUGUGCGGGGGGCAAGAAUGCGGAGGGGGAGCACAAGGACAUCUGUCAGGGGGACUCGGGGGGACCACUGGAGUGUCUGUGGCAAGGAAAGACUGGGCGGAAGUAUUUGUGUGGUCUGUCUUCCAUGGGCUACGCGGCCCCCAAGUGUGCAUAUGGCCCCAGUGGCUUCACCAGAAUACACCACCCUGUCAUCCUCACCUUCGUCAUGGACCACUACAACAGAGCCAUGCGCAAACUCCCAGGCACCCCAGACGAUGAAAAUGGCACUGAAGAAAACUCGGAAUUAGGAGGCCAGCUAGCAACUGACGACAAUGAAUCCCAGCAAGAGGGUAAUUUUAAACCACAAAAGAAAAAGGGGAACAAGAAAAGAAGAAAGAUGAAAGGCGGAGGCGGAGCUUCGAACAGAGUUGAAAACACAUGGAAGCUAUUUCUUAUUGUAAACAUGAACACUUUAUUUGCUAUGGCAAUCACGCGAGUUUAA
This is a messenger RNA of Symsagittifera roscoffensis, 957 nucleotides long. RefSeq names its product trypsin-like. Bases 1 to 957 code for a protein of 318 amino acids. Gene Ontology annotation, biological process: proteolysis. The transcript has 5 exons. The record is from RefSeq and is a predicted model, not a curated record. Gene Ontology annotation, molecular function: serine-type endopeptidase activity. NCBI's taxonomy places the organism in Eukaryota, Metazoa, Xenacoelomorpha, Acoela, Convolutidae.